AGAAAAGGGCCGACCUUUCCAUGGUCAAAACGAUUCGAUUCUCGUGCAAAUUAUUCGCUUUUUAAUGGCGUAUAAAGUGGAUCAAGAAUACGAUUAUCUGUUCAAGAUCGUGUUGAUCGGAGAUUCGGGCGUGGGGAAAUCCAACAUUCUCUCCCGAUUCACACGAAAUGAGUUUUGCUUAGAGUCCAAAUCCACCAUCGGUGUCGAAUUCGCCACCAGGACUCUCCAGGUCGAUGGCAAGACGGUUAAGGCUCAGAUAUGGGACACCGCCGGGCAGGAGCGGUACCGCGCCAUCACGAGCGCUUACUACCGAGGCGCGGUCGGGGCGUUGCUAGUCUACGACAUCACCAAGAGGCAGACGUUCGACAAUGUCCACCGGUGGCUCCGCGAGCUCCGCGACCACGCCGACUCCAACAUCGUCAUCAUGCUGGCCGGGAACAAGUCCGACCUCAACCACCUGAGGGCUAUCUCGGCAGAGACGGCGGAGGCCAUGGCCGAGAGGGAGAACUUGUCGUUCCUCGAGACGUCGGCGCUGGAGGCGUUCAACAUCGAGAACGCGUUCCAGAAGGUCCUGCUCGACAUCUACCACAUCAUCAGCCGGAAGGCGCUGGCCGCGGAGGAGGCGGCCUCGAACCCUGGGGUGCUCCCUCACGGCACCACGAUCAACGUCGGGAAUUUCUCGGGUAAUUUCGGCAAGAGAACUUGCUGUUCAAAUUGAUGGUAAAGUAGAAGUCAAAUUGGAAAAGAGAGAAUGCUACAUCUACUAAGAAAAUCUUUCCAAAAAGGGUGGGAAAAGAAAUUCUUUCUAUUUGUCGACCCAUACAUGAAAUUGGAAAAAAAGGGUAGAAGAACAGUCCCUUUGUUAAGCUUCUAUUUGUUGAUUUCUAUGUAUAGGAAUCAGUUUUGUUAGUUGGCAAAAUGUUGCAUAAACGAUAUCAUCAUGAAAGAAAACAAUAAAUGAAUGUUUCAAACUUUUUUUUUUAAA
This is a messenger RNA of Syzygium oleosum, 985 nucleotides long. RefSeq names its product ras-related protein Rab2BV-like. The coding region runs from base 65 to 718 and encodes 217 amino acids. The record is from RefSeq and is a predicted model, not a curated record. Gene Ontology annotation, molecular function: GTPase activity; GTP binding. Lineage: Eukaryota; Viridiplantae; Streptophyta; Magnoliopsida; Myrtales; Myrtaceae. Gene Ontology annotation, cellular component: endosome. The transcript is spliced from 2 exons.